CGCUGUCCGAAUCCGUGGUGAAUAUCGAAAACUGGACCGAUCCCGCUUUUUGACACUUCAUUUUUUUUGGGUCCCUUGUUUUUUUUUGAGCUAGAAAAAAACAACACAAAAAUAGACAACAAAACGACCCGUUUAUUAUCUCCGGCAGAAUCUGCGAAAAAUUCAUUCCCAUUAACUUUGGUCACGAGCACCGUGAAAAUGUCCGAUCUCAGUGAGUUGAAUCGCUGCCGGCUGUGCUUCUCACCAAACAACCUAACGGAUGCACUAUUUCCGGCCAGCGGUUCCCCGAACCAAGAACUGAUGGGUAUGAUCUACGCGUGUACUUCGAUUCGUAUCACUUUCGAGAAGGAUUUUCCCUGCCCGAUCUGCAGUAGUUGCGUCCGGAUCGUUAACCAGUUUCACGCCUACCGGCGCAAGUGUUUAACCAAUGAUCGUGAACUGAAGCAGCUGCGCGACGGAAAGGCGAGUGAUUUGUCCGGCGAAGACGAGGAUGGGGAAUCCGAUGAUGAGACAGACCCACUUUCGAACGCGUCGGUGAAACAGGAGGAUACGGGUUACGGUCGGUUUUAUAGUAGGGUUAAACGACAGAUUCGUGAUUUUCUGGAGACUCAGGUUAAGGAGAUUGAACGGAAAGCGUUAAACCAACUGAAUGAUGCUCUGAGGCAAAGGCUACACACGGGAACGGAUAUAGGUUUACAGAUGACGGUUGAUGAGUCGUUUGGUGAGCAGGAGCCGCAGCCACACGACGAAGAGUUUAAUUAUACCCAGGAAAGUAACGAACAAGAAAGGGACUAUGGACAGCGAACUAGUAACAGUUCAGACGGAACCGAUUGGAAGACUAAAUAUUUAACGCUUCAGAAGAACAAUGACCUGCUGCAGAAAGCGUUCCGAGAGCAAAAGGGCAAAAUGAAAAGCACGGAACUGAUGUUAAAAAAUUACCAGGAGCAAAGUGGUAUAGCAGGUUCGUCCAACAGUUCCAUGAAUUCCAGUAUGAUGGAAAUGGUCAGUCCCAUAGAGCAAUCAAAUCAUCCAAUCAGUAUCAAUGGAUGGCCGUCAGGAUUUACAACGCAUCCUGCAUUCCCGGAGAUAUCAGUCGACUAUUUGAGAAUUAUAAACUACAAAUCGGGUCCCGGAGAGAAGGGCGAUCGUAUAUUUGUCAGCAAACUCGCGGUUGCCGUGUUUGGAGUGGAAACGUUAGCUAAUUCUAGCGUGACUGGACGACCCUCGAAUGCACACAAUCAUCUCCCACCGAAACCCCCGCUAUGUCCGCAGAAGUUGGCGGCAAUUGGACUAAAACUUUUCGAACGUGUCCAGCUUGAGGUGGGACCCGCGAACCAGGAAGAGCUGCUCACCCGCUCGCACGAGCGACUGGUCCGCAUUAUCGUGUGCCAAAAAUCGAUGAACUUGAGGAAGCAGUUCGCUAAACAGUUUCACGGACAAGACGAUGAUCUGGAGUCGGAGCCGGAGAAGAAGAAGAAGAAAUUUCAGCUAAAGAAAGCCUAACCGUCCCGGUACGGUAUGGCCGGAGUGUUUAGAUGAAUAGGGAGUAAGUGAGUUAAAUAAAAACAAAGUCGUUCUCGUCACAUUUAAUUACACUGUAUUAGUUGAGUCUACGCAAUUAAUUGCAACACGUAUUUGACAGUUACACUCGAUCACUGCGCCACCUACAAACGUUGGCCAAACGUGUCUCAGACAGGAGGGUGUCACUCCUGUCAUCCGCUAUGGAGAUAUACGGACUUUGACAGUAGUCAACAUAGGAUGGGCCUAGCUGCAUCUAGGCCCACGUCGCCCGUGCAAUAGCAUUGGGUUGUUUUGAUUUUAACAAAGGCAGAUGUUGGCUAGGACAACAUGGCUGCCUAGCAGGGGGCUGGUCUCAGACGUUCGAUUAAUUCGGAAUUUCAGUACCGGGUGUUCACACACAAUUUCGAAUCGAGCCUAAACGUCUGUUAUCUGUGACUUGAUUAAAUGUGUUUCUAUUUGUUUCAAUCUCAAACGCAUUUUCAAAGCUUUGCUUUGUCUAUUAAUAAUUUGUACAUGAUUGUGAUUCAUUCGGGGAGCAACCGAUAAGUGACCAGGCAUCUAGGCUGUGAAUAAAAAAGGAAGGUCACUAGCUAGUUAAGUUCAUUAAACGGCUUAUUCCUAGAGCAAUGUCGUCGGUUAGCUGGUUUCGCCUUUGGGGGAUACACCGUCGCAAUACAGGCGGAUGCAACGACACGACAUAAUUAUUGGCACAGAAAUCAGACGCCCAUCUCGAGCGUUUAAGUUGUUUAAAAAUUAACGAAUUGACUUAUUAUCAGAUAGUCAAAUGGGACAUUGAAUGAAGAAUACAAUUCUUUUACUACAAACAUCAAUUUCUAAAUCUAACAAUAAAUUGAUUUCUACGAAACGAAA
This is a messenger RNA of Topomyia yanbarensis, 2391 nucleotides long. RefSeq lists its product as uncharacterized. The coding region runs from base 199 to 1503 and encodes 434 amino acids. The transcript is spliced from 3 exons. The record is from RefSeq and is a predicted model, not a curated record. Gene Ontology annotation, molecular function: zinc ion binding; DNA binding. Gene Ontology annotation, cellular component: nucleus. Lineage: Eukaryota; Metazoa; Arthropoda; Insecta; Diptera; Culicidae.